Molecule: messenger RNA, 1995 nt
Organism: Colletotrichum chrysophilum
Lineage: Eukaryota; Fungi; Ascomycota; Sordariomycetes; Glomerellales; Glomerellaceae
Exons: 2
Coding region: 1-1995 (664 amino acids)
Molecular function (GO): flavin adenine dinucleotide binding; oxidoreductase activity, acting on CH-OH group of donors
Source: RefSeq, a predicted model, not a curated record
AUGUUCUCCCGACGAUUGGUCCUGGGUGUCGCUACCCUACUCUCCAUCACCACCAACACUGUCGUCGCCAGAGGUUCUGCCGAAAGCAACACAUACGACUACAUCGUCAUCGGAAGCGGUCCCGGCGGCGGUCCCCUCGCAAGCAACCUCGCCCGCGCCGGCUUCUCAACGCUGCUCCUCGAAGCGGGGGAUGAUGAGAGCUACGACAUCGGCACCGCGCUCGCGAACGGCGGGUAUACCCUCACCGCAUCCAACAGCUGGGGCUUCUGGGUGAAGCACCACGCCGACCCGGAAGUCGAGCUGCGCCACAACCACCUCACGUGGCGGUUCCCGAACGGCACGUUCUGGGUCGGCAACGGUGAGCGGGCACCGCCUGGGGCCGAGCUGAUGGGCGUGUACUACCCGCGCGGUGCGACGAUCGGAGGCUCGGCGGUGGUGAAUGCGAUGGGGACGCUGUUGCCGAGCGAUGCGGAUUGGAAUUACGUGGCGAAUAUCACGGGCGAUGAGUCUUGGGGGCACGAGAAUAUGAGGCGGAUGUUUGAGAAGGUUGAGAAGAACAAUUAUCUCCCCGAAGGCACGCCAGGACACGGGUUUGGCGGUAUCCUAGAGACCAAUAUGGGAAACGGCACUCAGUAUCUGCCGUUUCCGGGUCUGGUCGAGGUGUACAAGGCGCAGAUCAGAUCACUGGGAUUGGAUCCGGAGAAGGUGAUUGAGAUGCUUGGCAGCGACCCCAACUAUCUUGCAAAUGAUCGGGACUUCACAGAAGGUUUCUGGGGCAUGGUGUUCCACGCAAAUGCGAGGUGGGAGAGGUCAACGCCGCGAGACUACAUCUUCGAGACAAUUGCGGCGAAGAAUGAGGACGGGUCAGCCAAGUAUCCCCUGACACUAUCGCCAACCUCUUUGGCCACCAGGGUCUUGUUUAAGCAAGGGGAAGACGGUAAGCCGAUAGCAGUCGGAGUUGAAUACCUUAAAGGCCUUUCAACAUACGGCGCCGACCCGAGGCGGAACGCUUCAGCGUCAGGCGAGACCAAACAAGCUUUCGCGUCUCGAGAGGUGAUUAUUUCGGGAGGCACCUUCAAUUCCCCGCAACUCCUGCAGCUCAGCGGGAUCGGCAACCGACAAGAUCUCGAGGUGCUCGGCAUCAAAGUUGUGGCCGACUUGCCUGGCGUGGGGCGAAAUCUCCAGGAUAAUCAAGAAUUUCCGGUUGUCGGACUAGCUCAGAUCAACUUCACGGCGAUACCCAACCCCAACGAACCGACUUGCGCAAAAGGCAUGCCGAAUGAUCCGUGCUACGAGCUCUGGAAGAAAGGUCUGGGGCCGUACAUGCGACCUGGGUUCAACUCUAAUGUCCUUCUGAUGCGGUCGAAUCAUUCAGUCAAUGGCGAACGCGACAUUUUCGUGUUCAGCGUACAAGGCGGCGCGUUCCGAGGUUUCUGGCCGGAUGUCAAUCAGGCCGAGCUCUUUGGGACGCCAAACACCUCAGGCUUCUCGACAGUCAAGAUCAACCCGCAAAACGGGGCGGGAUACCUGAAGCUCCGGUCGGCGGACCCGACGGAGCCACCCGAGAUCAACUUCCAGCUGUACGAAGAGGGUGCCGAGACAGACCUUGGAGCGUUGGCAGAUGUUGCCGCGUGGGGCCGUCGGGUGAUGAGCGAUGUUGAGGGGCCUUGGGGUCCGCUGGCGCCGGCUGAACCGCCGUGUUCGAAAGUCGGGAGCGACGGCCGGUGCGAGGACGGAGACGGAACGUCGGACGAGGAAUGGAUCCGGGCCCAGACAUUUGGUCAUCAUCCGUCGGGGACUUGCGCCAUUGGGCCGGCGGAGGAUAGCAUGGCAGUGCUGGAUUCUCGGUUUCGGGUGCACGGCGUCGAGGGGUUGAGGGUUGUGGAUGCGAGCGUAUUUCCACGUGCUCCGGGCGCGUUCCCCUUGAUCGCGACGUUCAUGGUCAGCCAGAAGGCAUCGGAGGUGAUAUUGGAAGAUGCCGCGGCGUCAUUUUGA